Messenger RNA from Actinia tenebrosa (Australian red waratah sea anemone), 3608 nucleotides. RefSeq lists its product as uncharacterized. The record is from RefSeq and is a predicted model, not a curated record. Gene Ontology annotation, molecular function: protein binding. Lineage: Eukaryota; Metazoa; Cnidaria; Anthozoa; Actiniaria; Actiniidae.
AUUUAACCCCACAGGGUCAUUGCCGCUCAAGGCAUCAAGGCAGACGGUCUGGCCUAGCUCUCCMAGCCAGCCAAAGUACAUCGAUCUUAAGUUUCCAUCGCUUGUUUACCAUGAAAAUGAAGGGAGCGCUGUUACUUUUGGCGGUGGUGUUUCUUGCCUUUGAUAAAGGAUUUUGUCAGAGACGCGCUCGAGAGGAAAAGUUCACUCGUUUUACAUUGAUUUGUCCGAAGGAGUGUGAAUGUUGGAAAGAGAUUUCACCUCAGGAUUCAAGUUCUGGUGUGUUGGUCAACUGUACAARUAGGAAACUCAAGCAAUUCCCGUCUCCACUGCCAGCCUCGACGAUAACCUURCUUUUGGACCGAAACAGGAUCUCAGAACUCAGAAGUGAGGAUUUCAGGAGCGUCAAGAAACUACGAACUUUGAAUUUGGAAGGAAACCGACUGAGAAAACUACAGCUUGCUUCGUUUGCUUUUUUGCCGUCRCUGACUAAUUUGAAUCUAAGGAAAAAUCGAAUCAGCGAAAUUCAUUUCGGAUUUUUGCGCAACACAGGAGGAGUCAGAAUUUUACAAUGUCAGGAACAAGUAAAAAGACAUUAUUAUUUUUAUUGCUUGUUGUUGUUACUAUUCAUGAAACUUUUCUUGCAUUUUAGGAAUUUAAAUCGUAACUUGAUUGACAAUAUUGAGCCACGUAGUUUCCAACGCCAGAAUUCCCUUGAAAUAUUGACGCUGAUUGACAAUCGACUGACAAAAGUAUCGAACACUAUGCUAAUGGGACUUAAUUCUCUGAAAAAACUGUAUCUUUACGCCAACCGUCUAACCUCUAUAGAGCCGAAUUUAUUUGUGGGUUUGGGAAAGCUUAAAGUGCUACAUCUAGGUGUCAAUAGUAUCCGAUACAUUGCCGACAAUUCCUUUAUUGAUCUCAGAGCUUUAACAACUUUGUAUUUGGACUCCAAUAAACUCACUACGAUUUCCAAAUGGAUCUUUUCUGGGCUUCGUCAAGUUAGAGAUUUGCAGUUGUAUUUCAAUGACAUUUCUUUCGUCGCCAAAGAUGCCUUUGCUGAACUAAUCAUGCUGAACCGACUGGUAUGGGACAUACCAUUUUACUUCCGUCAACGCGUGGAGUACGCCAAUGCAAUAGGAAACAGCCUGCACUGCGAUUGCAAUGCAUUGUGGUUACGUAAGUGGCUAAAACGAACAAGAAAGUCAUUAAUAACGUGUCAGUCUCCACCUGCACUUAAAGGGGUUCCUUUGAUCACUGUCAAUGACUCCGACACAGUAUGUGAGCGAGUACACGUCUCUGUGAGCCCUAAACGAUUACUCGUAAUAUACGGCGAGGAUGCUACACUUGACUGCAGAGCCAAGCCAGGUGCGACUUACUCGUGGACCUUGAACGGCUCAGCCUUGAAGCUCGACAACCUCCAUAUUGUCAAUCCUCUGGGGACUCUUCUUAUUAAAUCGGUUUCUAAAAGAGAUGUCGGUCAGUACGCUUGUGUUGCGACUAACGCGGCUGGGUCUUCUGCUGCUGCUGCAGAACUAUACAUUGGAGAGAGGCCAGUUUUUACCGUCUUACCGGAAGUCGUCGAUGUUGAAGAACCAGUCAAACCAGUUAUCUUCAAGUGCAGUGCUCAAGGAAUUCCCAAGCCCAAAAUCACUUGGUUCAAGGAAGAACUACAGAUCCGCGUCGCUUCUGAAGACAGCUCUGACUUCCACAUCAACUCGGAUGGAGCUCUUACGUUCCUUGGAAAGAGGCACCAUAUUACGGAAGAGGGACACUUGAUUAUUCUAAAUCCUCGUGGAGGUGACGAGGGGUCGUAUACAUGUGUAGCACAGAACGAAGUAGGAAAGAUUUCACACAAGACGUCACUCUAUGUUGAUAUGAGUUCUAAAUGUCGGUACGCGUGCGGCACAGGUGAGGUUUGCCAACCUUCUGCGUAUUCCUGUGUUUGCAAGGAUGGCUUCCGCAAGGAUGGAGAACAUUGUGUAGAAUAUAAGAAGACAACACCAAGACCGUACGUCCCGCCGAAACGCGUAACUGGGACUGGCUCUGGUUCUGGUGCGGGAUCAGCCGUGGGAUCUGCUGUGGGAUCUGCUACGGGAUCCGGGACGGGACCAGACACCGGUACAGUCACGGGGACCACUACAGGUUCAGGCACAGUCACAGGUACAUCUGGCGAUGGCUCCGGUGUUUCACCACAAGUUAGCGGUGAGAGUUCUGGUGGUGGAUCUGGUUCACCGGAGGUGAGCUCCGCUACUGGCGGGGAGAAAAAACCUCCGAUCGACCAAGAAGAAUCGGGGGAUGAAGUACCUACCCGGCCAAGCACUCGCAAGCCUUCAAAUCAUGGUACCAACGUGCCUACUUCUAGCAGUUCAAAAUUACCAAACAAACCAAAGAAAAUCAUCGAUAUUGAUGGAAGUUCAAGCGGCAGCGCCGAACAAGACAAAAUCGAUGCUGGAAGCACAGAUGAUAAAGAUGACACCGGAAGUACCGAGAAAGACAAAGAUGAUACCGGAAGUACAGAUGGGAUAGAUGAUACCGGAAGCGGAAGUGGAGAGAYUGAAGAUGGAUUCGUAGAAGACUUGAUGCCAAAACGAACAAACCUCUUCCCUACUCCUGUUGUUGGCUACAGCAGAUCAAGAAUUAGACCCCUUGGCCGACCACCGACAUAGGAAUACUGAAUUGCAUACCAGAGAAAAGAUAACUGCCUUGGAAAGACAGAAUACCCUUAAAUCGUGACGACUAUGCAAAUUAGAUACUUGCACGAGGGGAUAGGAGGAUAGGCAUAUAUUUUGUAAGAGUCUAGACAAAACAGCAAUUUUUGAGUGGAGUUCUACCCAUACAACACAAAUUYCAGAUAGAGUGCAUGUAUGAUAUAUCUGUAAAACAAUUACUAAGUGGAGUAUAAUAGUUUUAUAUAAUAAGAAUUUAACUCAGGUAUAAGCUGCACAAAAAUGUGAUUGAGGUAUUUGGUUUUGUAUUUGGUCACUGUUCUUUUCCAGUAAUAUCCACUUUUUUGGUAUAAAAGAAUGCAAUAGGUCGUUUAAAUGAUGGCAUCAUUUUACUAUCACUACCAAAAUGCUUUGUGAAUUUUCUUUCUUAUUCAAAUUUUUAUUCCCUUAUGAGAAAAGAAAAACAAUUGGUGCUAAUUAACUGAACAAAAGAAAGUGUGCAAGGGAUUCUGGUAGUGGUAGUAAAUGAUGCCAUAAUGCAAGUGUCCUAUUUCACAAUACGUCUCAGGGCUUAAAUAAUGGCUACUCAUUCUCUGGCCAUUAUUUUAAGCCCUGUGUUUUGUUUUGUUUCAUGUAUUAUAUAGAAUGCACUCUUCCACCUUAUAUCUUUCUCCCUUUUUACACUAACGUGAAGCAACAAGUGUAGUUUUAAAAAUAAGGGGAAAAAAUAAGGGGAAAAAAUAAGGGUCAUACAGUUUUGAUAUCUACAAAACCAUAUGACUAGUGAAACCUAUUAGUUCGCUAGCCUUAAGUCUAUGAAAGAAAAAAACAAUUUUAGCCCUGUAGGGGAAUACAUUAUGAGUCAUGUAUUAUCGCAGUACUAGUUAUACUGCUCUCAAUUCUAAAGUUCAAAUGAAAUCAAUAAAAUGAUUUUUAUUAUUA